AAUAAAAGAAACAGGCUGUUCAACUGGAAUUCCCGAUAUUAUUUGUUUAGGUUUCGGUUUUCUGUGGUAUGGCGUAUGUUGUAUAGAAAUAAAUACAGUUGAUCUUAUCAGUUGAGAAUCAGUCCCGGGAGGAGCAAAAUCCGAAGGGGGCUCUUUACGUUUUUCUGUUUUCUACUCUAGAAUCAAUCCCAGAAACCUCCAAAGUAGAGCGUAAAGUGUAAUCGUUCCAUAAUGAUAAUGAAUGCAUUUUGAGAAAUGACACAAUGGACUGUCAAUGAGUCUAAUGGUAUGUGCUAGGAUGAGGCCUGCUAAACAAAUCAAAGUUAUAAGAUCACAGUUGGAAAUAUUAGGGGACUUUAAAGACCAGGUUGAUGAUCUCCUUAGAUGCAUAUGUACGGUUCUUCAAGUCGGAGAAUAUUGGCUAGAAGAAAGAGACAAUAAAACUUUCACUGACAUUUAUCAGUUUCUGACCAAUCAAACAGCCGAAUGCAUCAGCAAAUGUUCCUCUAUUCCAUAUGGAAGCGAAGACGACUGCCAAGCAGCUGACACAACUGAACCAUGUGAUACUCCAGUAAUGAUUCCAAUUUUGAAAGAUGACAAAGAGCCAAGUCAUAUUUUACUUAGAAUUGAAAGCAUGGAGAAUUCUGUUACAGCUAAUUGCAAAAGAAUUAAAACUUUGAAUCAAAAGUUUAAAGAGCGCGAAAAAAACACAAAGGAAAAUUUUGCAAAGGCACAAGAGAAAACGGAACGAAAAUUCGCUGAGAAAUACGAAAAGAUAAUGGAAGAGUUUCACGCUGCUAGCAGUUUUAUGUUAAAUUUAAAAAAACAAACAGAGUCAUUGUCUCAACAAAUUUCUGAAAGGGCAAUAACUGAUAGUCAGCAAGAAGAAAAAGAGAGAAACAUUUUUGUUGAAUUUGAUGAAAUGAAAGCAGAAAUAUCAAGAACCACUGAAGAACUAACUCAUUUAAGAUCCCUUAAUGAAAAACUAUCAAAUAAAGUGAUUGGAAAUGAAAAGAGAAUAUGUGAUUUAUGCAUUUCUUUUGAGAAUGAAACUCUUUUAAAAAGUGAGCUAAGCUCUGCUCAAAAUACUGUGAAAAUCGACAAGGAAAUGGAGGGCAAAUGUAAUGACCAGCUGAAAGAUAUUGAGGAUAAACCUCAUUCUGCUAAUGCUUUCACUUUAGAUAUGCAGUCAAUGACAUGCCAAGUGCAAGAAUUACAGAAGAACUUUUGUCUAACAACUCAGAUGAUAGAUCCAUUAAAACAAGACGUUUCUGAUAUUUCAACUGUCGUCACAAAAUUGAAAGCGUCUCUAGAUAGUUUAGUUGAUGAGCAAGGGAAAAAACUAAGUGACCAUGAAGAUAAGGUAUAUGGGCAGUUUGUUCAAAUGUCACAGGAGAUAAAGGACUUACAUCAGCAUGUCGGCUUUUAUGUAGAUGUUGAUUCAAAAAAAACAAUGAAUUUAAGAGCUACAAGAAAUUUAACCUGCUUUGAUCAUGAGCUGUUUAAUGAAGGCAAGCACUUUAAUCUAAGGACUGGAAUUUUUGUUGUCCCAUGCAGUGGUUUAUAUUUGUGCAGCUUGAUAUUGGAAAUAGACCAAGAUAAUGACAUAGAAUUUAAUAUCCACGUGAAACCAAAGUUUGAAAAAGAAACUAUUAAAGGUAUAACUCAUCUUAAAAAUAAAGAUACAAUUGCUUCUGUGGCUUUUCCCAUAGAUUUAAACAAAGAGGAUAAGAUGUAUAUUAGACCAAUUAAGGAUUGUUUCAAUUUAAACAUCAGCCAUACGUCAUAUUUUGCUUGCGUAUUAAUCAAAAAGUUUUUCCGAGUUGAAACUUUACAUAAAUGAAUUCAAUUAUCUUACUUCACUACUAUAGAAUCAUCUAUGCUUCUUAUAUUUUACUAUAAUUAUUGAUAUCUCAAAUUUUUCUUCUUGACAGUAAUUAUUAUAAUAAUUUUUAUUAAUACUUGUAAGCUUUAAAUAUAGGUUUACUGAAGUGUUAUAUCUAUUGCUAACGAAAAGAGAUAUUUUGUUUUUUAUUUUUACAAAGCUUAUAUCAACUCUCUGUCUGUCUGUAUGUAAAGAGUUUGUAUAAUAUCAUUCUCCCAAACCUAAUCUCGGAUCACGCUGAAAUUUGGCACAAUUAUUUCUUUUACCUGACAACACAAAAAUAAAACACAAUUAACCAAUUAGUGAAUUAACUAUUGGUAAUAAUUAUUUUGUUUGGUAACUUGAACAAGGGAAUUAAAUCGUGUAAGUUUAAUUUGUCCUUAGAUACUCUUGAGCGCUGAUAAUGCAUUAAAAAAAAGAUCAUGCAAACAUUCACCAAGAUAACCCCCUUCUUCCCUCCCCCUUUUCACAACUGGCCCAGACAAGAGAUAGGAUCCUAGCGCAUUGAGAAAGCUAAAAGAUAAACAAACUCAAUUGGUUAAAACUAUUUCUAAUCGCUCAGAUGUAUUAUGUCUAGUUCCGCCACACAUAUAAUUACACAACUGAUCCAAACUAAUUGAUACAAUUAAUAUUAAAAUAAACUUUACUUUUCUAAAAAAAAAAAAAAA
This is a messenger RNA of Biomphalaria glabrata, 2553 nucleotides long. RefSeq lists its product as uncharacterized. Lineage: Eukaryota; Metazoa; Mollusca; Gastropoda; Planorbidae. Bases 275 to 1843 code for a protein of 522 amino acids. Gene Ontology annotation, molecular function: protein binding. The transcript is spliced from 8 exons. The record is from RefSeq and is a predicted model, not a curated record.